This is a messenger RNA of Chara braunii, 1099 nucleotides long. The record is from the annotation of a GenBank genome assembly. Lineage: Eukaryota; Viridiplantae; Streptophyta; Charophyceae; Charales; Characeae.
UGGUCCUAGUCAAUGGCGAAAUCUCAAGUCCUUUCACGCUCACACGAUCACUUAGACAAGGUUGCCCUCUCGCCCCCAUGCUGUUCGUCAUACAGAUGGAGGUCUUGUUGUCAAUGAUUAGAAAACACCCAGACAUUCGCGGCCUUCGCCUGCCCAAUGGGCAGGAGUGCAAGGUGUCGGCUCUAUUCGCUCUAUCUACCAACACCAAAGAGUCAUUAGGCGCGCUUAAAUGCUGCGCGGUGUUUAAUUGGGCGGAGCCAGCACCCGAGGCUGAAGGCGGUGAGGUCCAGGAUGACGAGGUGGAGUUGUUGAUCGUGCAGGCUUGGCGGACGAGUACGGAGGGAGAAUUGCUGGGAAUACUGUUCGGCAAGGUGGAGGAAGGUCACCUGGACGCAAUCACGGACGAGUUGUUGGUGUUCUUGGCGGAGCUAGAGGACAAUUUGCCCCUCGAUAUCCUGUCAAGAAGUGACGAGAAGUCGGGGACUGACGUGCUCCCUCGCACGCUUGCACUACAUUUGUUGUGGUCCAUGUGUACGGAGAUGGACGGAGAUAACUGCUUUUAUCCAUCCCCGAGCCUCUAUCUCGAGAUUGACGUCACCAAUCUCACAUGGCGAGGGAACGCAAUAGAAGCCGGUUACGAAGACGAAGAGGAAGAAGAGGGAGAGGAGUCAGAGGAAGAGGAAGCGGGCACGGAUCAGGACGAUCCCGAUUACAGUGGGUCAGAGGAGGAAGAAGGAAGUGGAUCGGAGGAACCGAGCAGCCAUCCCCCACGAAGCAAGGAAGAGGAGGAAGUUGAAGCUCAACGAAGGCGGGAGAAAGCGGAGGGCAAACGACUGAUCGAGGAAUCUGAAAGGCUGCCACCACAGUUACUGCUGGGCGAUUCAUCGCUGAAUCCGGAGCCGCCGCGCGAAGAAUCUGACGGAGCCGCAAUGGAGGGGUCAGAAAGCAGGCGCCGCCGAAGAAGCGAGUCACCGACUUCGUCAUCCCAAACCACUCUUCGCCUUCGUAGAACUACGGGCGAUCGGGCUUCGUCCCCGGUCGUUAUCCGACCGUCCCCUUGACUUCCUAACCCCUCACCAACUCAUGGGUCGACCCCCGU